GCGGCAUCUUCCAGCCAAGAUGUGCCACCAUGCUGGCGAUCUUCACGGAAAGAGGGCGUGCCCGCAUUCGGGAAAUGGCCAUUAUUGUUCAGCCAGUCUAUAUCCCUCAUAUUUAUAUAUUCCUUCGUCGAACCUCUCCUCCGUUUUUACUUUGCUCUCAUCAAGCUUGAACAUUUGACAAUUCAAGUCUUACGCCACAUUUGAACAUCCGAAGUAUUCUGUCAUAUCCUUUUCUCCCCACACGCCGUUCAUCAUGGUUUGCGCGCAUCCAGAUCUUGUCGCCCAGGUGAAGGCCGAGGGUUUCAAUGCUCAGGGCACUGGCAAUGUCGCCUCCGCUAAGGAGAUUGCCCAGGCCCUUGCAAACGCACGGCGCACUCCUGGAAUAGGCGACGGGCUCAUCUUCCCAAAGUCUCAUUAUCCGAAGCCCACAUCCAUCAUGGCCAUGAGCAGAGCCGCGCUGGAGAGGGCGCCAUUAAGGGGCAAUAUUCGGGCCAUUGUCGUCCUAGCUCAGUUCCAGGACGUGAAGAUGGCUGCGGGAGCUAAGGAACGCAUGCAAGAUCUGUUCUUCUCGAAUGGGAAGCUCGCCACCGGUUCAGUCACUGAGUACUACUCAGAAGUCUCGAAUAAGAAGGUCUCAUUCUCUGGGGAAGUCGUGGGACCGUUUACGCUGAGCAAGAAGAUGGCGCAGUACGCUAAUAAUGACUUCGGCUUCGGCGACGUCAUGCCGAACUCCCGAACAAUGGCAGACGAGGCCUUCGAAGCGGCCAAAUCCAGCGUCAACUGGGGACCAUAUGACAACGAUGGCAAUGGUUAUGUGGAUGCGUUCAUUGUGGUUCAUGCCGGUGCACCUGCCGAACGGACUGGAGUCAGGAGUGAUAUCUGGUCUGUCAAAUGGGUCCUUCCCAGUGAGAAAAAAGCGAACGGUGUGAAUAUCUACGCCUUCCUCACAGUCUCGGAAUUCGCCAGAUGCGGCACCCCCGCCCAUGAGAUCGGCCACUUAGUCUUUGGUUGGCCUGAUCUCUACGAUACCGAUAGCGUUGAUAGCUGGAGUCCCCCAAGACCCGAUUUGACUAGCGAAGGAAUUGGAAACUGGUGCCUGAUGGCUGCUGGGAGCUUCGGAGGCGACGAACACCGACCGGUCCAUCCAUCAGCUUGGUGCAAGGCCACCCAAGGCUGGAUUGGGACCAUCACGGAAACUGAGAAUCACCAAGUUACACUCCAAGACGUCAAGAGCGGCUUCAAGGCCCAUCGCCUCUGGACUAACGGCGAUGGCAGCAGCCAAGAAUACUUUCUCAUUGAGAACCGUCAGCUCACCGGCUUCGAUGCCUCGCUUCCAGGAGCCGGACUCUUAGUCUGGCACAUUGAUGAUGCGGUCCCAGAAAACACGGAUGAAAAUCACCCAAAGGUCAAGCUCAUGCAGGCCGAUGGUCUCAAGGACCUUGAAGACGAACGCAACCGCGGCGACGGCGGAGAUCCCUUCCCCGGUAUCGCAAACAAGGUCACCUUCAAUGCAACGAGCAAUCCUCAUAGCAAAGCAUACUCCGGGGCUGACUCGUUCGUUUCCGUGACGCAGAUCCCUGCCUCCACUCCAUCCAUGACCUUCAACAUCACCGUCAAACCCAUCGCUCAGCCGCCGACUGGCGACUUCAACCCGCAAGUCUGGUACCGCCUCAAGAACACGUAUGAACCUGCACGCUACUCCCUUGACGUCAUCAACGACAACGGUACCAACAGCACCGGCCUGCUCCAAAUGGCCCGUGACGGCAAUUUCUCCGGCCAGCACUGGCAGAUCAAGUCCAACGGAGACGGGACGUACCAUCUGCGCACGCUGUUCCUCGGUGCUAAACGCCAGCUCGAUGUCUACGGCAACGACAAGUACACGCCCGUGCUUCAGAAAGCUGGGUUCUUUUCGGGCCAGUUCUGGAUGAUCAAGCCAUGGGGUGAUGGGACGUGGCACCUGGAGAAUGCGUAUUCAGGACCGAACCUGUAUCUGGACACUAUAGAGGGUGGACCCAAAGUGAAGAUGAAUAGUGCGAACAUCGGACGGCCUACGCAGAGGUGGUCGAUUACCCGUAUUCGGGAUAUUACCGAGCCUGGUUUCUGAAGGGAAGGGUGAUGGCAAGCGUCACCGUCGCGUGCGCUGCGGUGCGCUUGUGGGCUCUGGAGGGCGUGGCGAUCUGGCUUUGUGCAAGACUGUCUUUAUUGCGG
This is a messenger RNA of Trematosphaeria pertusa, 2208 nucleotides long. Its product is annotated as M6 metalloprotease. NCBI's taxonomy places the organism in Eukaryota, Fungi, Ascomycota, Dothideomycetes, Pleosporales, Trematosphaeriaceae. The record is from RefSeq and is a predicted model, not a curated record. Gene Ontology annotation, biological process: proteolysis. Gene Ontology annotation, molecular function: peptidase activity. The transcript is spliced from 8 exons. Bases 254 to 2104 code for a protein of 616 amino acids.